Paramuricea clavata is the source of this 341-nucleotide messenger RNA. NCBI's taxonomy places the organism in Eukaryota, Metazoa, Cnidaria, Anthozoa, Malacalcyonacea, Plexauridae. The record is from the annotation of a GenBank genome assembly.
UUGAAAUAGCUUCACUCUCGAAAGAUAACAAAAAAGAUAAGGCUAUGGUUUCGCUAAAAGUUGCUCGUAAAUAUCUAAAAAUGAAGGCUAAUACUGGGGCUGAGGCGACUAUCAUUCCAUUUAAGCUCUAUAAGGAGCUAACCAAAAAACCAUUGCAGAAAAUUCAUCAGCCAUUAAAGGGAUGGCUUGCUGUUAAAGCUAUUAAUCCGAAGGGUUGUGUACGACUCCCCACCCAGUACAAAGGUAAAGAGAUCAAUUUUGCAUUUCUUGAGGUGGACGGGGAUUUUACCCCUUUACUAAGCUGUGAUGCUUGCUUGGAUUUGAAAUUCUUAAGUUUAUGA